Brachypodium distachyon (stiff brome) is the source of this 1528-nucleotide messenger RNA. RefSeq names its product F-box protein At5g50450. Bases 98 to 1192 code for a protein of 364 amino acids. NCBI's taxonomy places the organism in Eukaryota, Viridiplantae, Streptophyta, Magnoliopsida, Poales, Poaceae. The transcript has 3 exons. Gene Ontology annotation, molecular function: protein binding. The record is from RefSeq and is a predicted model, not a curated record.
CGGCUUGUCCAGUUGUUAUAUAUAGCUCUCUGCUCUGCACCACCGCGUCGCCCUCGUCUGUCUUUUAUCUUCCCUCUCGACGUGUCACGGGAGGCGCAUGGCGGCGAUGUGGAGCGGCAAGAGUUGGACGGACGAGGGGGCCAAGAGGCGGAGGACGACGCUGGCCUGUGGCGGCGGGGCGUUCGACGAGCUCCACGACGAGCUGGUCGUGUCCAUCCUCGCGGACGUCGCGGCCACCGCUAACUCGCCGGCCGACCUCGCCGCCGCCACGCUCACGUGCAAGAGGUUCCGGGAACUCGGGCAGCACAAGCUGGUGCUCGCGCGGGCGUCGCCGCGCUGCGUCGCCGUGCGCGCCAAGGGCUGGUCCGACGACGCGCACAGGUUCCUCCUCCGCUGCUCCGACGCCGGCAACACCGACGCCUCCUACCUCCUUGGCAUGAUCCUCUACUAUUGUGCGGGGAACCGCCCCGCAGGAUCGGAGCUGCUGGCGCAGGCGGCGCUCCGCGGCCACGCGGAGGCGCUCUACUCGAUGGCCAUCAUCCAGUUCAACGGCAGCGGAGGCUCCAAGGACAGCCGCAACCUGCUCGUCGCUGCCCACCUCUGCGCGCACGCCGCCGGGCGCGGCCACACCGACGCGCUUCGCGAGCUCGGCCACUGCGUCUCGGACGGCUACGGCGUCCGCAAGUCCGUGUCCGCCGGCCGCCGCCUCCUCGUCCAGGCCAACUUCAACGAGAUGUGCGCCGCCCUGAGAGCUGGGGCCGGGCAGGGCGUGCAGCGCCCGUCGCACGAAUGCCUGCUCAGCGACUUCGGCUGCCACCACGUCGCCGCCGGGCGCGCGCGCGCGGCGAACGGCGCCAACGAGUUCCUGGCCGAGUGGUUCGCGACGCGGCCGGCGGCAGUGGCCGAGGCCGCUGCCGGGGCCGGGCUGCGCCUGUGCUCGCAGCCGGCGUGCGGGCGGCCGGAGACGAGGAAGAACGAGUUCCGGCGGUGCUCUGCGUGCGGCGUUGUCGUCUACUGCUCCCGCGCGUGCCAGGCGCUGCACUGGAGGGCAGGCCACAGGACGGAGUGCGCCAACGCCAACGCGGCCGGGAAUGCCAAUGCCAACGUCCAAGCCGGCGCGGCUGCCGGUGGUUCCAACGCAAAUGCCGCUGCUUCUGGUUCCGGCAAUGUGGAUGCGGCGGCCGCCGUCUGACAACUGACAACCGUGGCCACCGGCUCUGGCUCGUGGGCUCGUGGGCUCGUGGCUCAACUGUUGUUUAGGGCUGCCGCUGCUGAUUAGUCUGUUGGUCUUAUCGUUCUUAGUUUCUCGUUCCUCUUUGUUGUCAUCUUUUGAUCCUGGACCGCUUGUUCUUGUUGGAGUAUGCUGGAGACCUGGAGUAAGUUUUCCUUUUCUAGGUUCAGAUUAAGAACCCGUAAUUUGUGAGUUCUCCAUUUUUGACGUGACGGGUUGCGGUUAACGCACCACACGUGGAGUACAUGAGUCAGGCUAGUGGACAGAAUUUCAAAACCAAUAAAUUUCCAUGUCUAA